AUGCGCCGCGCGCCAUCAUUACUUUCGCCACGUGUCGCUCACCCUAUGGGGAAUAGACGGCACGCGAGGCGCGGAAGUCGAAGCGCUCAGAUGUCCCUUCACCCGUCAGCUCGACACGACCUUCUGACUUCGCCAACGUCGGCCUCUGAACCGAUGAUGCCGGAAGGAACAAAGUUUGGCCCCUCCCCCAAGGGGGUUACCGAAUGGUAA
This is a messenger RNA of Prunus armeniaca (apricot), 210 nucleotides long. The record is from the annotation of a GenBank genome assembly. NCBI's taxonomy places the organism in Eukaryota, Viridiplantae, Streptophyta, Magnoliopsida, Rosales, Rosaceae.